Notothenia coriiceps (black rockcod) is the source of this 1974-nucleotide messenger RNA. RefSeq lists its product as uncharacterized. Bases 107 to 523 code for a protein of 138 amino acids. Gene Ontology annotation, biological process: DNA damage response. The record is from RefSeq and is a predicted model, not a curated record. The transcript is spliced from 2 exons. Lineage: Eukaryota; Metazoa; Chordata; Actinopteri; Perciformes; Nototheniidae.
GGUGUGUCAGUGUCUGAGGGUCUGUGUCUGUGGUCGUUGUUUCUGAUCCUGUGUCUCGUAUUCAGAGGGUCCGAAGAUUAACUCUGAUGACCGGGGGAACGACUCGAUGCCCAGCAUGGCCACCACGGCGGUGGGCGUGUCCAUCUUCCUGCUCACCACCACUGCAUGCUUGGUGGUCAAGUCCCGCCUCUACCCCUGUCAAUCACACAGCAGGCGCUCCUCGGACCAGCUGGACCUGAUGGUGGACGGACUUCCUGUCUCCCUCCCCUCCUACGAGGAGGCGAUGUACGGCAGCUGGGGGCAGCGUCUCCCCCCCUGCUCAGUGCCAGGACCCACCCAGCUCCUAUUGGCUCAGGAGGCUCCCAGCAGUCACCCGUUGUCCCUCGUCAGCCAAUCAGACGGCGGUCAUUGCCCGCUUCUUUCCAGCCCCGACAACCCCCCACCCCCGUACGAGGAGGUGCAGUCGUCCCGUGGCAGAGCCAGGAGUGAGGGGGGGCUACAUGUGGAGGACAAGGACCCCUGAGGGACAGACGGGGGGCUUCAGGGGUUCUGAAGCAUUUGAUUGACAGCUGCAGGGUUCAUCCUGCAGAUGAAAACUGACUGACCGCAGACUGCUGCACUUUACCAGCAUCAGGACACUCUGUCCAAUCACAAGCUAGUUUAGAUGAAACUCGUAAGCUCUUAUUGGCUGCCUGUUGGGUCACAAAGAUCUGCGGAGGACUGAAAGGUUGCUUGUAUAAUGUGGUGUAGGAAUGUAAAUGGCAGAAGAGCUGUCUAACCUUUAUAUCCUGAAUGCCUUGCUUUCAGGUGUGAGGAAAAUGUAUUGUGUUUUUAAACAAUAUUUUAAAUAAGAAUCCUUCACUUUUAAUAUAAAAAUAAUCACUCUGAAUUUGAGAUUUUCAUAUGGCUGUGUGUGUGUGCGUGUGUGCGUGUGUGCUUUCAGUUUUACUCUGGAGACGUCGCCCAUCCUUCCCCUCAGUGACGGGGCCGAUCUUGCUGUUUUUAUAGAAUCGUCUCUCUUGGUGAUUUAAAGCCAGUGUAAUGUGCAGCAGUGGUGGAAGAAUUACUCAGAUCCUUUACUUCGGAUAAAGUUUUCAUACCAUACUCCACUUCAAGUAAAAGCCAACGCAUUUCAAAUCUUACUUAAGUAAAAGUAUGUAUGUAAUGCAUCAUAUUCUUAAACAUGCUCACAUAUUUGUAUUCUUAUGCUCUGUGAGAACCACAUAUCUCUAAACAGGCCACUUUCCACAAGUUCCUCAGAUGAACAGCCCUGUUUCCAGCGCUGUAUGCAUUUGGCCGCUUCUAAAAGCCUUUUGAAAAUGUAUUCAGAUUAAGAAGGGACAAUUUCCCAAUGGUAUAAAGGGAAAUUUCCUCUUUCAGUUUUUCAAAAACAUUCAACAUCAACACAUGUAGAGAGAUGUGGUUCUCAUGGACAGGAAGGGGUUGAAGAGUGUAAUCUGAAAGUAUCUAAAACUGUACAAUAUUUACCUCUGAGGUGUAGUGGAGUAGAAAUGAGUACAAAGUUGAAAAAAACAUGUUCUUCAAAUGUUGUAAAGAAGUAAAAUAGUGGAGUAAAUAUACUGAGUAAUAUUCCAGCAGUGCUGCUCAGAUAUCAAAUGAUUUCUAUUAGUGUUUCUACAGUGUUCAUUCUGUGCUGAGUGAAGUCAAAGAAUAUUUGAAUUAUUAUCUGAAUGCACAGUAAAAAUGAUCUGAGAUACAUGUUUGGCCCUGGUGGCAGGGUGCAGACGCACAGGUGCUCUUACUGGUUUCUCUCAGAUGAUGGAGUCAGUGGUUUCCUGGUGAGACCCUCACCUCUGACCCUCUGUGAUGCCUUCUCAGACCCUGAAUGUAUUCUGUGUUUCAUGUUGUGACAACACAUUUUAAAUAUGAUAUGGAUUUUAAUAUCUACAGAAAGAUCAUUUGUACAUUGUAUUAUUGCACAUAAUGAUAUGCUGAAUAAAUGUUAACAUCUCG